Messenger RNA from Striga asiatica, 2517 nucleotides. The record is from the annotation of a GenBank genome assembly. NCBI's taxonomy places the organism in Eukaryota, Viridiplantae, Streptophyta, Magnoliopsida, Lamiales, Orobanchaceae.
UUCCAAUUUCCCCUCUUUCCAGCACAACACGUUUUUGAGCUGUGACCGAAGAACAUUACUCCUAUUAUGUCACUACUUGCAAUUAUUUAAAACUAAUAAAUCAUUGCCUAUUUUAUUAUUUAUUAUUGUCAUUGAAUUUCUUUUUCUAUUUUCGAUCAGACAAGUGAAAAAAUAAAAAUAAAAAUUAGUUUCUCUCUCUUACAUCCACUCGUCCGACCUUCGAUCCACAUAGACAGAGAUUCAAUCGCCGGACAUGAAUCGGCGAAAUUGAUCUUCACAUUCAUACUAUUCAUUCGUUGAUUUCGCUGAGAAAAAUUUCUGCAUCGAGCGAGCCAUUGAAAACCUAGCUCAGCCGGUUGUUCUUUUUGGAGGGAUUCCCCAAGCGGCGGUGCUGGCAGCUGGGGCGGAGGAUCUCCGGAUCGUUGGGAUAGCCGCGGCGGCGGAUUUGAUGUUGAGUAUUGCGUGUUCGUUUUGUAGGAAUUGGUUUUGGGACCUGGAUUUGGCGGUGGCGAUCGGCGUUGAUAUUAUUGGCAGCUGUGCUGUCGGCGGCGGCGUCGGUGGUGAUUUGUUGAAUUGUCGGAGGUUAGCUGUGGCGGAGGGGGAAGAUGCAGCUGCACUUCUCACCUAGCAUGAGAAGUAUAACGAUAUCGUCGAGCAGCAGUGGAGGAAUUUGCAAUGGAGGCGGAGAUUUGAUGAAGAUCAAGGUCGCAGCUCGUCACAUUUCGUACCGCACGUUGUUCCACACUAUCCUGAUCCUUGCCUUUUUGUUGCCGUUUGUGUUCAUUCUGACCGCCCUUGUCACCCUUGAAGGUGUCAACAAGUGCUCCUCGAUAGAUUGCUUAGGACGACGAUUGGGUCCAAAGUUUCUUGGUAGAAGCGACGAUUCUGGGAGGCUGGUCAAGGACUUUGUUAAGAUCCUGAAUCAAGCAAACUCUGAGAAAGUCCCUGAUGGCCUGAAGCUCCCGGACUCUUUUAAUCAGCUUGUUUCUGAUAUGAAAAACAAUAAGUACAGUUCAAAGGAGUUUGCUCUAAUUUUAAAAGGAAUGAUGGAGAGGUCAGAAAGGGAAAUCAGGGAGUCCAAGUUCUCUGAGCUAAUGAAUAAACAUUUUGCAGCUAGUGCAAUCCCGAAGGGCAUUCACUGUCUCUCAUUGAGAUUAACUGAUGAAUAUUCUUCCAAUGCCCACGCACGCAAGCAGCUUCCUUCUCCAGAGUUUCUUCCUUUGCUUUCUGAUAACUCCUACCAUCAUUUUGUGUUGUCAACGGACAACAUUCUUGCGGCUUCAGUUGUAGUGACAUCAGCUGUUCUGUCAUCCGCCGCCCCUGAAAAGAUUGUUUUCCAUGUCAUAACUGACAAGAAAACUUAUGCAGGCAUGCAUUCAUGGUUUGCCCUGCAUCCUGUACCUCCUGCUAUAGUUGAGGUGAAAGGUGUGCAUCAAUUUGAUUGGUUAACAAGAGAGAAUGUUCCGGUCCUUGAAGCCGUAGAGAGCCAUUAUGGGAUUAGGAAUUAUUACCAUGGGAAUCACAUUGCCGGGGCCAAUCUAAGUGAUACAACCCCACGAACAUUUGCCUCCAAAUUGCAGGCUAGGAGUCCAAAGUAUAUCUCGUUGCUCAACCAUCUUCGUAUAUAUCUUCCUGAGCUAUUCCCAAAUCUUGAAAAAGUGGUUUUCCUAGACGAUGAUGUGGUAAUCCAACGAGAUUUGUCUCCUCUCUGGGAGAUUGACCUUAACGGAAAAGUAAAUGGAGCUGUCGAGACUUGCAGAGGUGAAGAUGAGUGGGUUAUGUCCAAGAGAUUCAGGACCUAUUUCAACUUCUCUCACCCACUUAUAUCGAAAAACUUGAAUCCUGAUGAAUGUGCAUGGGCAUAUGGGAUGAAUAUAUUCGACUUGCAGGCAUGGCGAAAGACAAAUAUUAGAGAUACUUAUCACUCUUGGCUCAAGGAGAAUCUGAAGUCAAACCUCACAUUAUGGAAGCUCGGGACUCUACCUCCAGCUUUAAUAGCAUUUAAAGGCCACGUUCACCCUAUAGAUCCCUCGUGGCACAUGCUUGGUUUGGGCUAUCAGAAUAAGACGAGCAUUGAAAACGUGAAGAAGGCAGCUGUGAUUCACUACAAUGGUCAAUCCAAACCGUGGUUAGAGAUUGGUUUCGAGCAUCUGAGGCCGUUCUGGACCAAAUAUGUAAACUACUCGAGUGACUUUGUAAGGAAUUGCCACAUCUUGGAGUAGCAAUUAGCCGACACACUCGAAUGGGAGGAAAAGUAUAACAGGUUAUGCUCAAAGUUAUCUUUUUCGGAGGAAGGUAAUAUUUUAUCAACAUUCGAUGAUAAAGUGAGGAGGACAUGAGAAUUUGAAAAAAAAUACGAAAUAUGAUGUGUGGGGCCCGGUUUUGGAAGGAAGGAGCUACAUGGCUAGGUUGGCCAUGUAAUGGGAUUCAUUCUUUUUUCGUAUGUAAAGUAGCAUUCGUUCAUCUAUUCAAGGACUUAAUUGUUUUUCUUCUCUUUUCUUUUCUUUCUUUUUUUUU